AUGGUGCGCAUAAAGUCACGAACGCCGUCACCCUCAGGAGGAGAAGUUGAGGAGUUUGAGAGCUUCGAUCUUUACACUCCUGAUAGCCUCACACUGGUUGGCUCGGACACAACACCCACCACCCCGCGAAAGAGAUCCAGCGCUGCAUACAGCGCCAGCCCCUCCGCCAAGAGAGCCUCUACCGCGAGCUCCAGGGCCUCGGCGAGCGCCAGGGCCUCCGCCACCCCCAAGAAGAAGACAAACCAGGCGAAGGCUGCCCCGAAGCCAAAGCCGGCCAAAGCGCCCAAGAUUAUCUUUGGCUUUGACUUUGGAACCACUUAUUCGGGCAUCGCGUACGCCUUCUCUGGCGACGCAAAGAAGAUUGACACCCUAAUGAACUGGGACGACACGAACAAAGAUUACGUGAAGAUUCCCUCCGCCAUCAAGUUCACCCGUCACGACUCGGAUGACAUCUGGGGCGUCGAUGCCAAGAAUCUUUCAGAUGCCCUCAAAUGGUUCAAACUGACCCUCCUCAAUCCGCCCGACCUGGAUGUGGGGCUCCGCAACUCCGUUCACAUCCAGAAUGCCCGAGCUGCUCUGCAGGCCCUGGACAUGUCGCCGGUGGAUGCCAUCAGCGCUUACAUGGAGCACAUGUGGGAACACUGCAUCGAGAAGCUGAAAGUCGCAGAGGGAGAGGAGACCGUGGACACUUCGCGAUUCCGCAUUGUGUUCACCGUUCCAGCCAUCUGGCCGAACUACGCCCGCCAACUCAUGCAAGAGGCAGUCGAGCAGGCAGGAAUCCUCAAGAAACGCACGAUUGGUCGGACCGAGCAUGACUUUGUCUCCGAACCUGAGGCUGCUGCCCUCGCGACCUUGUCGGGCAUCGAGAAACGACCCAACAUCGAGACCAAUGACAUCUUUGUCGUCGUCGAUUGUGGAGGUGGCACCGCGGAUGUCAUCAGUUACAAGGUUACCGACACGGAUCCCAUGACUGUUCAAGAGGCUGUCAAGGGUAAAGGUGACCUCUGUGGCGCAAUCUUCGUGGACGAACGCUUCAAGGCACUCCUGAUGAGCAAGCUACAAGAAGUGUCUGAAGACGCCAUGGCUCGUGUUUCUGAGGAAGAGAUUCAGGAGAUGAUGUCCCGGAACUGGGAGGACGAAAUUCGCAGUCAAUUCAGCGGCGCAGCCAAGACUUGGACCAUCCGCCUGCCGUACAGCCUCAUCGACGAGGAUCUAUUGGACCCCAAUAGUGGCUACCCGAAGUUUACCAUCACGUCUGCAGAGGUAGAGGAAGUUUUCAGGCCCAUUGUGGAGAAGAUACACUCGUUGGUCAACCGCCAGAUUGAGGCUGCCGUCAAGAAAGAAGGCAGAGCUCCCAAGUAUGUGAUACUGGUGGGAGGUUUUGGCAGUUCCAAGUAUCUCCGCGAGUACCUCAAGCAACGCUGCCAUGGAGUGGAGAUCUUGCAGCGAAGAGGCUCCGAGCCCUGGUCCGCCAUCUCUCGUGGUGCAGUCAUUUAUGGCAUGACGAAAUGGAAGAUUGACACUCCCUUCAGUGUUGGCGUCGGAUCCAGGAUUUCGAGGGCCAGUUACGGCGUGGUCUGUGAGGAGGAGUGGGAUGACGACCUUCACCAAGCAGAGGACAAGACUUUCGACGCAGUCCUACAGAAGGAUGUUUGCAUCAGGGUGAUGAAGUGGCAUGUCAAAAAGGGCCAGGACAUCUAUGUGGAUCGCCACCCUUCGUUCACCUUCACCAAGUACCUCACCGAGCCACCAGAGAAAAUCGAGACCAUCAUUUACAUGUCUCUGGCGGAGGACCCACCUGCUCGCAAGGAUGAUUCCGUGAGGGAGGUAUUCAAACUCACGUUGGACAUUCAGUUUACAUGGGAUUCCCUCGAGGUCUUCGUCAAUGACCAACACAAGACCUUCAAGAAGCUGGAGUACACCGUUGAGAUGAAGUGCAGUGCCGGAGCCACUGUUUUCUCAAUCUACCACGGUGGCUACAAACAGGCCGGCAGGAACGUCGCUCUGAAAGUCUACAAGACUGCUGACAUUUGA
Molecule: messenger RNA, 2034 nt
Organism: Diaporthe citri
Lineage: Eukaryota; Fungi; Ascomycota; Sordariomycetes; Diaporthales; Diaporthaceae
Exons: 7
Coding region: 1-2034 (677 amino acids)
Molecular function (GO): ATP-dependent protein folding chaperone; ATP binding
Source: RefSeq, a predicted model, not a curated record